AUGCCACGGGUAGGCGCGUUGAGGCUUGCCGCCUCCUCUGCGCCAACGCGGCUUGUGCCGCAGGUUGCGUUUGCUGCCAGACAAGAGGAGGAGCAGGGCCUUUUGGCGAUAGGACCAGGCAAUCGUAUUCGCCCGGCGGGCGUUACGGAUUCGAGCAACACCCAGGUCGAGGUUGCUGCGCCUCUCGGUGCAGUGCUGCAGCAUCGCACGCCUGUUGCGGGCGAUGGAGCAUCGACGUUAGCCGGAAUCCUGGCUGUUCCGGAUGCGGGUCCGGCGGCAUUUGCAGCGGCGUCUUUGCAGCUGCGAGCGCAGCGCGGUCAGAGACCGUCGGCCGCCGAAUGGCGCACAAUGCCGCAGCUGCGGCUGGAGUGGUGGCUGUGUCGGCAUUGCAGAGACGCUGUCAACCACAACUCGGCCACUACCUGCAGCAGAUGUGCGUCGAGCGUCAGGGAGAUGACGCCAUAUGCAAGUCCAGCCGAGGUCGCAGCCCUCUCAGCCAACGCACAGCGCACCGCGUAUGGUCGGAGACUCAAGAGUGUGCAGGGACGAGAGCAGCCUGUCGCUCUGGCUGUUGCGCAGACGCCGGGCAGCGCCGGCUACGCCAGCGCUGUUCUUGCCCAGAUUGCGAGCUUUCAGCCUGGGUCGAAGCGGCUGGAGGCGAUGGUGGAGUCUGGUGUUUGCCUUUUUGACGGAUGGCUCGCCCUCACGACUGACGGGUCUGUCAGAUUUUGGACGCGCGACGAUGUGCGGGCAUUCUUUGCGCGCGGCGAGGGAGAGGCUCUCAUCGCCGAGUACAUUCUCUCGUGGGGAAGGCGUGUCGACAUUGGCGUUGAGGGGCAGCCACUAGUGGUUCAGGCGGCGUCGACAUUGGCGUUGAGGGGCAGCCACUAA
Messenger RNA from Emiliania huxleyi CCMP1516, 891 nucleotides. RefSeq lists its product as hypothetical. NCBI's taxonomy places the organism in Eukaryota, Haptophyta, Isochrysidales, Noelaerhabdaceae. The transcript has a single exon. The coding region runs from base 1 to 891 and encodes 296 amino acids. The record is from RefSeq and is a predicted model, not a curated record.